AUAUACAGUUCUGUGUGGUCGCAGCACAUAAGCAAAUCCAUUCUUGUGCCGUUUCUCGGAAAAGCUUUUCAGUAAAUGCACUCAUGCUGCUCCAGAAGCUCUUCUCUGCAACAAGCCGCCCAUCUGCCAUCAACAAGUUAAGACCGAGAGAACUAACAGCUGCGGAAAGGAAAGCCGAAGCUCUGAUGAUCGGCAGGAAUCAGGAGGAGGGAAUUAUUAACUUAUAAUCAAAGCUGAUUUAGGGGAUCAGAGCACCAAAAGAAUGGCACGAAUGCUUUCCAGAGGAAUAUCCUAAGGAAAAAAAACAAUUCACCCUGAUAGACUUGAAUUUUACUUGAAAAGCCUAGGACACAGAAAACAGGAAACUGGUCAAAGGCUCCUGCAUGUUAGAGCCUUUUACAGACUCACUGCGUUGAGUCUGACAACCUCGACUGAAUGCAGCCACCAAUGUGCUCAGAAGAAUGGGCUUACAUUUCAAGUGGCCAUUAGGGGCCCCUAUGCUGGCAGCAAUAUAUGCAAUGAGUGUGGUAUUAAAAAUGCUGCCUGCCCUGGGUAUGGCGUGUCCACCUAAAUGCCGCUGUGAGAAGCUGCUGUUCUACUGCGACUCUCAGGGCUUCCACUCAGUGCCAAACGCCACAGACAAGGGUUCUCUGGGCCUGUCCCUGAGGCACAAUCACAUCACAGCGCUUGAAAGAGAUCAAUUUGCCAGCUUCAGUCAACUCACCUGGCUCCACUUAGAUCACAAUCAAAUUUCAACAGUAAAAGAAGAUGCUUUCCAAGGACUAUAUAAACUAAAGGAGUUAAUCUUAAGUUCCAACAAAAUAUUUUACUUGCCAAACACAACUUUUACCCAACUGAUUAAUCUGCAAAAUUUGGACCUGUCUUUUAAUCAGCUGUCAUCUCUGCAUCCUGAGCUCCUCUACGGCCUUCGGAAGCUGCAGACCUUGCAUUUGCGUUCCAACUCCCUGCGGACUAUCCCAGUACGCCUGUUCUGGGACUGUCGUAGUCUAGAGUUUCUGGAUUUGAGCACAAACCGUUUGCGAAGUUUGGCUCGCAAUGGAUUUGCAGGAUUAAUCAAACUGAGAGAGCUUCAUCUAGAGCACAAUCAGCUGACAAAGAUUAAUUUUGCUCAUUUCCUCCGGCUAAGCAGUCUGCACACACUCUUCUUACAAUGGAACAAAAUCAGCAACUUGACGUGUGGGAUGGAGUGGACCUGGAACACUUUAGAAAAGCUAGACCUAACUGGAAAUGAAAUCAAAGCCAUCGACUUGACAGUGUUCGAGACCAUGCCUAAUCUUAAAAUACUUCUUAUGGAUAACAACAAGUUAAAUAGUCUUGAUUCCAAAAUCUUAAACUCCCUGAGAUCCCUCACAACCGUUGGCCUCUCUGGCAAUCUGUGGGAAUGCAGCCCCAGAGUAUGUGCUCUUGCCUCCUGGCUGGGCAGUUUCCAAGGUCGGUGGGAGCAUUCCAUCCUAUGCCACAGCCCUGACCACACCCAAGGAGAGGAUAUUCUAGAUGCAGUCCACGGGUUUCAGCUCUGCUGGAAUUUAUCAACCACUGUCACUGCCAUGGCUACAACUUACAGAGAUCCAACCACUGAAUAUACAAAAAUAAGCUCAUCAAGUUACCAUGUAGGAGACAAAGAAAUUCCAACUACUGCAGGCAUAGCAGUCACUACAGAGGAACACUUUCCUGAACCAGACAAUGCCAUCUUUACUCAGCGAGUAAUUACAGGAACAAUGGCUUUAUUGUUUUCUUUCUUUUUUAUUAUUUUUAUAGUGUUCAUUUCCAGGAAGUGCUGCCCUCCCACUUUAAGAAGAAUUAGGCAGUGCUCAAUGAUUCAGAACCACAGGCAGCUCCGAUCCCAAACACGACUCCAUAUGUCAAACAUGUCAGACCAAGGACCGUAUAAUGAGUAUGAACCUACCCAUGAAGGACCUUUCAUCAUCAUUAAUGGUUAUGGACAGUGCAAGUGUCAGCAGCUGCCAUACAAAGAAUGUGAAGUAUAAUAUCUUCUCAUCAUCAAAACUCACAUCAGAUAAGUGACCUAUUUUACAUAGUAGGGGCUAAAUACAUGUCUAAUUUUUACCAAUGGUGACAUUAAGCCUAAUUUUCCAAACCAAGUGGAGACUUGAGUUUUUGAAGUGUUGAAGUAUUUUUAAUUUUUUUAAUGAAAACAUAUUUUAAGUGUUAAAUGAAGCAAUGCUCAUAUUAAUUUGCACUCUUGUUGGAAAGUCUAAAUGCUUACUUCAAUAUAAAACAUUUCAUGUAUGUAAUUAUAUACAAUUGUAUGUAAACAUUUGCUCUAAGGUCUCCAUAUUUUUUUUUUUUUUUUUGUACUGAAAACAGUUCCAAAAGAAGCUACUAAACAAAUAUAGGUAGGGACAAAAACCUGUUUUAUUAUUCUCUAUCCUAUGGACAACAACUGGCUUCCUACUUAAAAAGGAGACAGCAAAGUUUUCUUGUAAGAUAAUGUGGUAUUUACUCAAACUAUAAUUUACUGCCAGUAUAAGAAGUAGACUUACAUGUGUGCUUAAGACUGGUAAAUAUUAAACGUUAUUCUUUCAGUUUGGCUUGGCUUAAUAAACAUUAUCUAAGUUACAUCAUGAAACCAGCACCUUUUAUAUAACUCUAAUAAAACUGGGUGAUUCUUUAAUAUAUUUCAACAAUAAAUCCAAGCAAUUAUAAAAAGAUUUCAUUAUAAUAAAUCAAUACUAAGUAACUAUGCUGACUUCUUAUACAACUCUAGUUUGACUUAUAAUGGAUAUGCUGAUUUUUGUGACAUUUAGCCUAUUAUUUUAAACUAGUAUUAAAUUACCAUUUUACUAAUUAACUUACUAAAUCCUCUAUUAUGUAAAAAUUUGCAUUUGGGAAAGAGAAAAACUGAGUCAACUUAACAAUCCUGAUAGAUUCCAUCCAGUUUGAAAAUAUAUCCCCUCUCAUGAUUAAAGAUGCCUUGACAAACUG
Arvicanthis niloticus (Nile rat) is the source of this 2967-nucleotide messenger RNA. RefSeq names its product leucine rich repeat transmembrane neuronal 2 (gene Lrrtm2). The record is from RefSeq and is a predicted model, not a curated record. NCBI's taxonomy places the organism in Eukaryota, Metazoa, Chordata, Mammalia, Rodentia, Muridae. Gene Ontology annotation, molecular function: protein binding.